AUGGAUGAGGACCCUGUACCUGUUGGCCAGACGGUGCAAGUCGUGGAUCCUGACGUCCGCGCCCAUGUAUACAGUCUUGUGACUGCGCUAGGAGGGUUUAACGGAGAAAACGCCGAUCAAUAUGUGCUCGGUGACGAUGCCUUGGCCUGCUUGCGAGACAUCAAGCGCUGGUUGAAGCUGUACGAUGAGAAGCAGAAUCGCAUGGAUGUGGCACGAUGCCUGGGGGAAGCGAAUUUGGUCAAUGGUGACCUCCUGCCAAUCCUUUCGCUCUGGAGUAAUGGCGGACAGAGCAGUAAAUACAUGUCCAGGAUUGCGUUGGCAUGCUUGGAAUUGCUAGUACCCCUGACCUGGCCAUUGGAAUUCCAUGACCAGAUGACUGUUAACCACCAUCGACAUAUGCCCUAUUUGCAACACGUACAGGUCUCAUAUAAAAGGCGCCUUCUCAGCCGUGGUAGUGCCAGUUUCCUUCGAACGAUUAUCCGUGUCGGACUGCCCAGCAUGGCUCUCCCCCGAUCCGAACGAACUGCUCGUGAUGAAGGGAUUCUCAAACUCAUGCUUUAUUUGUUACGGAAUCUUGCAGUGAUUAACACCCAUACUCGUCUUGCAGCAGAAGGAGAUGAGGAAGAGACGUCAAGGUCUGCGACCCUGAACGCCUUCCAAGAUCAAGAUGCAUUUGCUCUCCUCCUUACUAUGUGCUCUAAUGUUGGCGAGGAUUUCAACAUGCAAGAUGUGGCUCUUCUUGAGAUCUUGUUCCACAUUGUCAAGGGUGUUGACGUGGAAAAGCUUUUUAUGGAUGACGCCCAGCGGAGCGCCAAACGCACCGAUGAGCUGGAUAGCGUAUUACGGCAGGAGUCAUCGUUGCAGAGAGAGUAUGCUAAGAAUGCACCGACGCGACAUGGUCGGUUCGGGACGAUGAUAUGGGUCAAACGCGAUGAUGCCAAAGUCUCUACCGUCUCGGGGCAGGACAUCCUCAAGGAUAGUCAAGCCACACUCCAGAAAAUGGACCAAAGUAAAAAAUGGAACAAGCCUCAACAGCGGCAGAGGAAGGAACCGUCCACAUUGAACAACGACUUCAGUAGCCCCGUGCACCUCAAUUCCGCUGCAUCUAAGAAUUUGCGCAUGUUUGUACAGGAAUUUCUCGACUCCGGUUUCAAUCCUCUUUUCACGCAUGUUCGGAAGGCGAUCGAGCGUGAAGCUGAUCGUGUCCUGGACAUAAAUUCCCGCCAAUACUUCUACGCCGUUGCCUGGUUUUUAGAGGCGGAACGGGCACGUCGUGCACGCCAACGCGAAAGAAAAUCACAGAAUGGAAGGCCUAGUAAGGAGGUAGAGCCGGACAGUUUUGGACUGGUUGCUGGUGUUCUCAACCAGGAAACUUUUGUCUUCCUCAACCGGUCAAUGCAGUACAGUCUUGACCAUAAAGACUGGGAGGACCUCAACGCCGAAAUGCGGUGCUUUACACAAAUCUUGUUGACGGUCCAAGAAAUGGCCCUGUCCCCCAUUGAGGAGGACCAGGAAAUCGCGGAGAACAUUCAGAAUCGAAUUUUCUAUGAGGAAACGACCCAUGACCGCAUCCUUACGAUCAUCCGUGGAUUUAAGGAUCAAGGGUUUGGCUACCUCGACGCUGCCACGAACCUUUCACACGUCUUCUUGAGGAUGCUGGAGCGAUACUCGAAAGAAAAUGUGGAUAUGCAAGUGCGCUCUAAAAGACGCACCAGGCAUAAGAACAAACAGGCCGCAGAGGCUGAUGAGGAGAAAGACAAUGAAGACCACGCCUCUGAGGAUGAAGAAGAUCAUGCCGAGGCUGAACGGGUCUCCAAAGAGCGCAAGUUCGAUUUCCGCCGCUUUGCCGCUAAAUUUUGCAAUCAAAAAUGUGUCGACACCUUUAUUGCUUUCACCAAAUAUUACAAGGAACUUGACACCGAACAGUUGAAGCGUGCCCACCGUUAUUUCUACAGAAUCGCUUUCAAGCAAGAGAUGGCCGUCUUGCUAUUUCGUGUGGAUAUCAUCAAUCUUUUCUACAGAAUGAUCAAAGGCCCAGGCGCCUUGGACCCUAGCCAGCCGAUCUUCAAGGAGUGGGAGGAGUUAGUCCAGCAGAUCCUUCGCCGACUCAUGAAGAAGAUCGAUCAACGUCCGGCUCUGAUUACUGAGCUGCUUUUCAGCAAGAUCAAUUCAACCGUGUCCUAUCUGGAGUAUGGCCAUGAGAAGCAAACGUUACCCACAACCAAAAGACCACCCGCCGAGCUUGAGGUCAGCUCCAGCAAUGCGAAAACUACCGAGGAGAAAAUCGGCAUCGUGAUCGGGGCCUUGAUCCUGGACGAACAAGGUGAUCUGGUUGCUUGGGUUGGUGACGUCCUCCAGACAGCCGCAGAAGAAAGGGCGUCGUGGGAAGCGCAGGAUGAGGCACAGGCAAAUGAGAACCCUGGGGUACCAACGGCACCUAAUCCUAUGAUUGCUAUUGUACCACGGGAUGAUGCUUGUCAAAAAGCCAUGUUCUCAAACGCCAAGCUCCGUCUCCUGAUGGCCUUGGUCAAACUGGAACGCCUCGGGGUGGAAGACGUGCCUGGUGCAUCGUGGAUCGUCCCCUCGUCCUUGAAUUCAGCUCAUCUUCGGGCCACCAAGGCUGUCAUUGAUCAAUGCCUUGAUAGCCCCAUGAUUGGAGACCUUGAAAACGACCCUCGCGAGCUGCUUCGACGAAAAUACCCCAAUGAAAACAGCGGCAAUUUCAAGCAAGCGACCCUCGACGUCAACUUUGGAUCGGAGUCCGAGGGCGAGGAUGUUCCGGACGGGCCACUUUUCCCACCCAAUCCUCGAACCAAGGCCCAGGCCCUUGGCGAGUUGAAGAAGAAGCGCAAGAAGCAGAACAAAGGCGAAGACAAAGCGCCCCCGGACGACGAGACCCUCGCAGCGCGUCACCAAGCACGCCUUGAGAACUCACGAGCCCGCUUAGCAAAGAUCAAAAGUGAUCUGUAUGUGCACGCCAGCGACGAGGACACGGACGAGGGCGCGGACGAACGAUUUUUCUUGCUCGAAGAGAAAAGGAGGAAAGAACAGGCGGAACGGGUGCGCAAAGCCUUGCUUACCGGCGUUGUGCCGGAGAUGAGCGGACGUAGGAAACGACCAACGGAGCCAGGCACCAGCCGGGUUCCAGGCAAGCGACAGCGACGCGCCACCAACAUCAGCCUGAGCGACGCCGAUGAUGGCGACGAUGGUGUCCCCAUGGAUGGCGUGAGCGUCGAGACCCCCGGGUCGCAACGCCAUGUCUCGUCUAGUCCGUCCAUGGAGGACGAUCUUCAGUUUGACGACGACCUCGCUUUUAGUCGCAAUCGGAACCCGGGACAAGUGUCUUCUCAUGAUCCAAGCCAAAGCCUGGAGCCCGACAGCCUUGAACCUGACGGUGGGGUCGCCCAGAACAACGGCGAGGAGGAGGCGCCAACGCAGCCACCGGCUCGGCGGCGAAUUCGCGCGGGGUUUGUGAUCGAGAGCGAUUCUGAAUAA
Messenger RNA from Aspergillus steynii IBT 23096, 3495 nucleotides. RefSeq names its product putative DNA repair protein (Tof1) (gene tof1). The record is from RefSeq and is a predicted model, not a curated record. The transcript has 4 exons. Gene Ontology annotation, biological process: DNA repair; DNA replication checkpoint signaling; replication fork arrest. Gene Ontology annotation, cellular component: replication fork protection complex. NCBI's taxonomy places the organism in Eukaryota, Fungi, Ascomycota, Eurotiomycetes, Eurotiales, Aspergillaceae. The coding region runs from base 1 to 3495 and encodes 1164 amino acids. Gene Ontology annotation, molecular function: DNA binding.